Brenthis ino (lesser marbled fritillary) is the source of this 963-nucleotide messenger RNA. Lineage: Eukaryota; Metazoa; Arthropoda; Insecta; Lepidoptera; Nymphalidae. The record is from the annotation of a GenBank genome assembly.
AUGUGCGGCGGCAGGCGCGAGGCGGCGGGCGCGGGGGCGCGCGGGGGCGGGCGAGGGCGCGUGCGGCGCGUGCGGCGCGCUCCGCGAGGGCUCGCUGCCGCGCCGCCCCAGCUCCGCCCUGUGCGUCACACGUACACGCGCGAGGCUCCGCGCACGCACACACGCACACGCACACUGCGCGCAGACAGCGUUGUCUUGCCUUUACUCGCUGCCUGUGCACAGAACCCGUCGUCGGGGUCGCUGACGGCGUCCGCGUCCGAGAGCGGGUCGCUGGAGCGCGCGCGCGCCGCGCCCGAGCGCCGCGCGCCGCCGCCCGACGACCAGUGCUCUGAACUUUGUGUUUCGUUAAGUAACAUGACUAAGAGAGCAGAAUGCGGUGUUGACUUGUGUCGUGUGUUGUGUGCGCAGCACGUGGCGUCGUGCCGCGUGGAGAACACGCGCGUGAACCCCGACUCGCUGAUCGACGAGCUGCUCGCCGCCACCGACCUGCAGCCCGCGCCCGACGCCGCCGAGACCUCCGGCCUGCAGCUGUACAUCACGCGCGACGGCACCGCCGAGCUGGGCUCCCGCCGCCGCGCCGCGCCGCGCCGCGACUGCCAGCGCGUCGUGCUGCACCCGCUGCACCCCCUCCCCCACCCGCACCCGCUGCACGACCACAGACUUGUGUGUAAGGCACGGGCGCGGCCGCCGCCCCCACCCCCGCGCCGCCCGCCCUCCGCGCGGAAUUGCAGAGAAGGGGUCCCGGAAGGGGCGCGGAGAGCGCGGGAGGCGCGGGGCCGCGGGGUCGCGGGGCGGCUCGGCGGCGGCGCGCCUUUUCUAUCAACUAAUUUAGAAUCUUGCACGCUUUUCAUUUCACUUAGCCUACCUACCGCUAGGCGCGGGCCGCGACCUGCGCCGGCGCCGCCGCACGACAUAUUUACACUUGUUCGACGUCACGGCGGCGGCGGAGCUUAUGUUAAGUGU